AUGAAACUCAGUAAGAACUUUAAGAUCGACUAUUUUCGCGACCAGUUGCUAGCCUGGCGGAUCGGUGGAGUCAUAAAACUCAGCGAGGGAAACUACUGGAGUUGGGCGAUGGCUUUGAACAUAUUUGCCUUCCUGCAGACGCCCUUGUAUAUGAAGGCUAUGUUCACCUUUGAAAAUCCGAUAGAUAAUAACUACAAUUUAUUCCUGACCAUCACCUGGCUGUCCACUCUUUCGAUGUUUAUGAUGUACGUUUCCAAAGUUAAUAAGAUGGUGGACAUUCAUUGGCUUAUAUCCAAGCUGGAUGCCCGGGUAUCAGGCGAUGACCAGAUAUUGCAGCGCAGGAAAAUGACCAAGCACCUGCAAAUAAUGUCCAAGGUUUUCCUGGUCUCCUAUGGCAUCGUCUUCAUCAACGCGUCGAUGGCUUUUUUCCUUAGAAGUGAGCGCAGCUUACCGCUCCCCAUGUGGAUUCCAUUCGACUGGAAAAACUCAAUGGUAGCGUAUAUCGGGGCCUUGGUCUACCAGAUCACCGGACUUUUUGUUAAUAUUCUCCAUAACUAUUCCGGGGACUCCUUUGCUCCCAUGGCCUUGCUCCUAAUUUCGGAGCAAUGCCAGAUUCUGGCCCUGCGGAUCUCCAGCCUAGGAUAUCGCACAAAGAAUUGGAAAAAGAAUGAACGGGAUCUUGUCGACUGCAUCAAGGACCAAAACACGCUCUACAGAUUACUCGACGUGGUACAUAGCAUGAUAUCGUAUCCAAUAUUGAUACAAUUCGUUGUCAUUGGCAUUAGUAUCGCCGUGACACUGUUUGGCCUAAUAUUUUAUAUCCAGACCUUGUUGGAACGUAUUUUCUACGGCAGCAUCCUGGUGGGCCUGACCUUGCAGAUAUUUCCAAUAUGCUAUUACGGAACCAAGGUGGAGGAGAGCUUUGCUAACCUCCACUACGCGGUAUUCUGCAGCAAUUGGGUGGGCCAGAGUCCCAAAUAUCGGGGGUACAUGCUCAUCCUGCAGGAGCGAACGAAGCGACAGCAGAUCCUCCUCGCCGGCGACGUGGUGCCCAUCCACUUGAGCACCUUUGUGGCCUGUUGGAAUGGAGCCUACUCCUUCUUUACACUAAUGACGCACAGAAGUGGCCUGGGCUCGUGA
Drosophila takahashii is the source of this 1140-nucleotide messenger RNA. RefSeq names its product odorant receptor 23a-like. The record is from RefSeq and is a predicted model, not a curated record. NCBI's taxonomy places the organism in Eukaryota, Metazoa, Arthropoda, Insecta, Diptera, Drosophilidae. Gene Ontology annotation, biological process: detection of chemical stimulus involved in sensory perception of smell; sensory perception of smell. Gene Ontology annotation, molecular function: olfactory receptor activity; odorant binding. Gene Ontology annotation, cellular component: plasma membrane.